AUGGCAAUGCUUAUUCCCACCGUAUUGGCAGUAUGCCUCGGACUCCUGGUCUAUGCGCUGGCACGCCUGCGGUUCGCCCGCAUGACACAAUAUGCGCACCUCCCGGGGCCAGCGACAUCUCUCUUAUGGGGGCAUAUCAGACUUAUGGUCCAAUUGCUCCGACCAGAUCCCUCGAAGCACUUUCAAUACGCAAUCCACGAUCUGAUUAAACGCCAACCGGAUACCACGGGCCUGAUGCUCCUCGAUCUGCGCCCCGCGUUCUACCCCAUCGCCGUCAUCUACUCGCACGACCUAGCCGAACAGAUCAGCAGGGCAACGCCGCAGUUCAAGUACAGCGUGCCCAAGGCGCCGCUGCAGGAUAUGAUUGGGCAUGUCAUCGGGCGCGACUCGUUCCUGGUGUCGAAUGGUGAGGCGUGGAGAGACACGCGCAGGAUGUUCAAUGCGGCGUUUGCCCCGAGUCAUCUGGCCAGCUUUUUCCCGUCGAUUCUCGAGAAGGUCCAGACGUUUCUGCGAGCUCUGGAUGGGCAUGCCAACUCGGGGGAUGAGUUUAACCUGGGUGAGCGGUGCACGCUGCUUACAUUUGAUGUCAUUGGCCAAGUGAUCCUGAAUAUCGACCUGCACACCCAAGGAGAGGAGUCGGAGCAGCAUGAAGUCGUCCGCUGCUUCUUGGAGCUCCUCGCAGACCUCCCUUGGCUGCCACAGGUGCAAUGGCUGCUCAGUCCGCGCAAGUACCGCCGGCGGAUGAAGAUCACCGCAGCGAUCGAGACUUCGCUCCGCUCCAUCAUCCAGGAGAAAUUCGACAAGCUGCGCGAGAAGCCGGAGCCGUCGGUGUCCGACCAAAGCGUGCUAUCCCUAGCACUACAGGGCGUCGACUCGCUAACCCCCCAGACAAUCCAGACAACCAUCGACUCGAUCCGCACGUUCCUGUUCGCCGGGUACGAUACAGCCUCCGUCUUACUCCAGUGGGCCCUCUACGAGCUUUCGCGCACCCCACGCGCCCUGGCAGCGCUCCGCACAGAGCUCGAUGACAUCCUCGGCCCAACCGCCGACCCAGCUCCCACAGCAGCCGCGAUCAUUGCCGACGCCGCAAAACUCAACCAAAUGGUCUACCUCACGGCCGUGAUAAAGGAGACCCUCCGCCUGCACCCACCAGCCGGAACAUCCCGCUUCGUGGCACCAGGAUCAAACUUCACCUUGCAAACACCCGACGGCCCCCUAGCCGUCGACGGGGCAAUUCUAUAUCAGAACCACUUCUCCAUCCACCGGGAUCCGACCGUCUACGACGCAGCGGAGGUUUGGGUCCCGGAGCGCUGGCUGCAGGGCAGCGGCGAGGGCUUCGCGCCCGGUGCGUGGCGGCCGUUUGAGCGGGGCCCGCGCGCGUGCAUUGGGCAGGAGCUGGCGAUGCUGGAGGCCAGGCUUGUGCUUGCCAUGGCGGUGCGGCGGUAUGAUUUCGUCAAGGUUGGGCUUGGGGCGGCGGAUGGUGGCGCAGGGGCAGGGAGGGUGGAUGGGCAUGGGCAGUAUGUGAGUGCGGAGGCGUUGUACGAUACCUUUAACAUGUCGGCCAAGCCGGUGGAUGGGACGCGGAUGAGGGUCCGAUUCCACGAGGAGUAG
Molecule: messenger RNA, 1611 nt
Organism: Aspergillus mulundensis
Lineage: Eukaryota; Fungi; Ascomycota; Eurotiomycetes; Eurotiales; Aspergillaceae
Product: cytochrome P450
Exons: 5
Coding region: 1-1611 (536 amino acids)
Molecular function (GO): heme binding; monooxygenase activity; oxidoreductase activity, acting on paired donors, with incorporation or reduction of molecular oxygen
Source: RefSeq, a predicted model, not a curated record